UACGGAACGAUCACCCAGGAAAAAAAAAGGAAAAGUAACUCAAGAAAGGAAAAAACUCAUGGUGGUGGUGCACGGUCGGAAGGAGGGGGUACUGUAUUUUGCUUUUAAUCAGAUCGUGGAGAUUUUGUGACCACAGACUGCACCUGAUAAGCUGUUGGCUGACUUCUUCUCGGUGGACCGUGGGUUUUCCAAAGUUGGAUUUAUCAGAGGUGAAGUGCUGCCGGGAUUGGAUAUGCAGCUCUCGGCUUGAGAGAGAAACGCUGGAGUUUGUCGGACACUAUCCCUAAGUGUCUUAAGUUAUUCCCUACAUCUUCAAAAUUUGUAGUGGACGUAUAAUAACUGCGUAAUAAGACAAUGCAACUAUCUGGCUAAGUUUUGAACAGUGUUGCUCUGCAGUUAUUUUGAGAGCUCUCCGGGCGCAGUGUCCUUUAACACUGUUUCAUGUCUUCAAACAUGUAAGCUUUCCUAACCAGAAAGUAAGGUUGAGCCUUUAGGAAAACUCUUCGAAACUUGAAUGCCAACUUCGGUGCUACACCAGUCCGUUGUAGCCUACUUUUGUUGGCUUUAAUGUGAAUCACCUUUGAUUUUUUUUUUUUAGCCCGCGUCGGACACCAGAGGAGAAAGUUGGAGUGGGGAACUCCUGUCCUGAAAGACUGUUAUUACAAUGGACAACAUUUUACUACACCGCCGUUUAUGCUAGCCUCAGUUUGACACGAGGAGGACCGCAAACAUGCUGUAAAGGCUUUUAAUCUCUCCGAAGCUACCUUCAUAAUCACAGUUUGUGGGUACGAGGAGACAGCACAGCGGCCGCGCUAUUAAAGCUGGAUACAAAAUGGCGGCGUCACUGGGACGAUUUGGAUAUGUUUCACGUUGUGUUUUUUAUUUAAUAUUGUCGCUCGAACUGUUUAUCAGUCGUGGAUUGAGCUCAGACCUGCCGUGUGCCCAGAACUGUACGUGCAGCGGAGACUCAGUGGACUGUAGUAACCAGGAGCUGACUGCUACGCCUCUGGACCUUCCAGUCCGGACCGUCUCCUUAAAUCUUGGACACAACAAGCUGACCUCCAUCGAUGUUGAAGCUUUUGACGACCUUCCCAACUUGAGAGAGCUGCGGCUGGACCACAAUGAGCUGACCUCCAUACCAGAUUUAGGACAGGCAGCUUCCAAGAUUGUAUCCCUCUACCUACAUCAUAAUAAGAUCCGCAGUAUAGACGGCAGACGGACCAGAGAGCUGGUCUCUGUGGAAACGCUGGACCUGAGCAAUAAUGACAUCACUGAGCUCCGCGGGCACUGCUUUCCUUCUCCCCUCCAAAUCCGAGACCUGUACCUGAGCAACAACAAGAUCAGUGUGCUGGAGCUUGGAGCUCUGGACCAUCUGGGAUCAACUCUACAGGUCCUGAGACUGAGCCGAAACCGCAUCAGCCAGAUACCUGUCAGAGCCUUCCAGCUCCCAAGACUGACCCAGCUUGAGCUGAACAGGAACCGUAUCCGUCAGGUGGAGGGUCUGACCUUUCAGGGUCUGUCCAGCCUGGAGGUCCUCAAGCUGCAAAGAAACAGCAUCAGCAAACUGACAGACGGGGCCUUCUGGGACCUGGCCAAGAUGAAAGUCCUUCACCUGGACUACAACAGCCUGGCAGAGGUGAACAGUGGCUCCCUGUAUGGCCUGACGUCCCUUCAGCAGUUAUUCCUCAGUAACAACUCUAUAGCCCGCAUCAAUGCUGAUGGAUGGAAGUUCUGCCAGAAACUGAGGGAACUGAAUCUGUCGUACAACAACUUGACUCGUCUGGAUGAAGGCAGUCUGGCUGUGCUGGGGGAUCUCCACGCUCUCCGUCUGGGACACAACUCCAUCAGCCACAUCACAGAGGGAGCCUUCAGAGGCCUCAAGGCUGUACGCAUCCUGGAGCUGGACCAUAACGACAUCUCGGGGACAAUAGAGGACACCAACGGGGCCUUCUCUGGUUUGGACAGCCUAAACAAGCUGACUCUGUUUGGAAACAAGAUCAAGUCGGUGGCCAAGAAAGCCUUCUCCGGUCUGGAGACCCUGGAACACCUGAACUUGGGAGAGAAUGCCAUCCGCUCCAUCCAGCCUGAUGCCUUCAGCAAAAUGAGGAACCUCAAAAGCCUUCUAAUUCAGAGCGACAGCUUCCUGUGUGACUGCCAGCUCCACUGGUUGCCCGACUGGUUGGUGACACGCAGUCUGCAGGCCGGAGUCAACGCCACCUGUGCUCACCCAGAGAGCCUGAAGGGCACCGACAUCUUCCAGGCCCCACCCAGCAGCUUUGUCUGUGAUGAUCUUCCAAAGCCACAAAUCACCGUGCAGCCAGAAACCACAGUGACAGUCCUCGGUAGCGAUGUGAAGCUCACCUGUACGGCCGCCAGCAGCAGCUCCUCCCCCAUGACCUUCGCUUGGCGAAAGGACCAGGAGCUGCUUCGCAAUGCUGAGACCAAAAACUACGCCCAUGUGCGUGCUCACCAUCAGGGAGCAACAUCUGACGCGCCCGGUGCAGGCGGAGGUGUGAUGGAGUACACCACAAUUCUGCACCUGCGGCAUGUCACCUUUGCUCAUGAGGGCCGUUACCAGUGUAUCAUCACCAACCACUUUGGCUCCACCUACUCCAGCAAGGCUCGCCUCAUUGUCAAUGUGCUCCCGUCCUUUGUGAAGACACCCAGGGACAGCACCAUCAGGACUGGACACACAGCCAGGCUGGAGUGUGCCGCAGAGGGACACCCGACACCGCAGAUCGCCUGGCAGAAAGACGGCGGCACAGAUUUCCCCGCUGCACGCGAGCGACGAAUGCACGUCAUGCCCGAUGACGACGUCUUCUUCAUCAUGGACGUCAAGCCGGAGGACAUGGGCGUGUACAGCUGCACUGCCAAAAAUACAGCUGGCACCGUCUCUGCCAACGCCACCCUCACAGUGCUAGAAACCCCCCACCUGGCCCAGGACCUGGAGGACCGCAGCGUGGUGGUCGGGGACACGGUGGCCCUGCAGUGUAAGGCCCUGGGCAGCCCGCCGCCUCGCAUCACCUGGCUGCGCAAUGACCAGCCUCUACGGCCUUCUGACAGACAUCACUUCACCCCGGGGAACCAGCUGCUGGUCAUCGGCUCCGCCUCGCUGGAGGACGCCGGGCGCUACACCUGCCUCAUGUCCAACGCGCUGGGGACGGAGCGCGCUCACAGCCAGCUGGUGGUGACUCGGCGCCGCAGCACAUGUGCAGCGCCGGCGGGGCCGAGCACGGUCACUAUAGGGAUCAUUGUCAUCGCCGUGGUGACAAGUAUUGUGGUGACAUCGCUUGUUUGGGUGUGCAUCAUCUACCAGACCAGGAAGAAGAGCGAGGAGUGCAGUGUCACCAACACAGAUGAGACGAUUGUUCCACCAGAUGUACCCAGCUACCUCUCCUCCCAGGGCACGCUCUCUGAGCGGCAGGAUGUGUGUAUCCGCGUAGAGGCAGGCAUUGGACCUCAGCCUAACGGACACAUCAUAGACACCACAGGAUUUGACGGUGCUGUCGUGUGUACAGACUGCAUGGAGAACAGCAGCAACUACUCCAAAGAUCCCGACUACCUGCCGCAUAGGUUUGGCCCUGGAGGAGGGAUGGACUACCAACAGCACUCUGCACCCCCACCACACUCUUACUGCCUCCAAGGGGAGCAGCACGACUCAGAAACACUGUCAACCCCCCUCUGCAACGGGACACCCAACGGGAUCCGAAAGGACUUGCAUGGCUAUCCAAAAAACCACAACACGUUACAACUGAGUGAUAGAACAGUGGUGGCGUGCUCUCCAUCACAGGAGGACUCCUUCCACAAGCCGGUAAAGCUGGCUGCAGUGACGUGCCAUGGCCACGUGGACAGUGACUGUGAGCCUGAGAUCAGGCAGACUCUGCUGUCCAAUGGACACACCCUCAGAGCCUCUCAAAAUGAGAGCGCCCCCCUAAGGAGAGCCAGCGACUAGCAGGCACUCCAUCGAGCCCCAAACUUGGACU
Messenger RNA from Labrus mixtus (cuckoo wrasse), 3983 nucleotides. It is a transcript of the gene lrig1, whose product is annotated as leucine-rich repeats and immunoglobulin-like domains 1. Gene Ontology annotation, molecular function: protein binding. The coding region runs from base 833 to 3952 and encodes 1039 amino acids. The transcript is spliced from 18 exons. Lineage: Eukaryota; Metazoa; Chordata; Actinopteri; Labriformes; Labridae. The record is from RefSeq and is a predicted model, not a curated record.